Molecule: messenger RNA, 1016 nt
Organism: Seriola aureovittata
Lineage: Eukaryota; Metazoa; Chordata; Actinopteri; Carangiformes; Carangidae
Exons: 7
Coding region: 42-704 (220 amino acids)
Source: RefSeq, a predicted model, not a curated record
CAGGACCAUCAGGACUGACCAGGAGCAUCAGGACCAUCAGGAUGUGGAUGUUUGUGGUGAUCGUGGCUUUGCUGGACCAGAACCAGGCUGCUCCUUCGACAGGUGAACGUGGAGGAAGCCUCCAGCUUCAACAACUGGACCUGACCACACCUUCGACCGUCACUUACCUGGCUGAACAGAGAACCUCCUCCUCCUCCUCUUCAUCUUCUGAGUCCAGUCAGAGUUCAGAGGAACCUCAACAGAUGAGAGAACGACAGAACCUGGAGAACACGGCUGUGGAGGAGGCGGACUCAUCCCAGGAGAGCUCGGAGCUCCUCAAGUCUCCCAGUAACAGCAGCACCAGUCUGUGGCUCAGUGAACUGGUUUCACUGGGAGAGAGGGUGGGCGUGCGAGACAGAAAGAGAGACACCGGAGACGAAAGCGUGGAGAGAGAGAGCAAACACAGGGCUCUGCUGCUGACCUUCCAUCCCCUCCUGAGCCGGACUCAAACCACAGAGCCCGGCCUGACAACGGAAGAGGGUGGGGCUGUUCCGACUGUGGGCGGGGCCUCCAAAGUAGAGGGCGUGGCCAGAGGAGCAGAGGUCGAUGCCGAGUUUCCCCAACUGUCUGAAGAAAGCAAGGAGCAGGAAGAAGGACUGAUGUACAACCUGCCAGACCACGCCCACAACCAUGGAGACGAGGCGGAGCUAGAGCUGGGUCUUUAACAGAGUCCACGCCCCUUGUACUGUUGAGAACAAUCAAUUAUUAAUAAAUUAUCUGAUUUGUAACUAAUAAACUUAACUCAUAUAAAACAUGUAGUUGCAAUCAGUGUGACAGGUUUACUAUAAUUAAUGAUAUUAUUACUGUUAUCGUCAUUAUUAUCAUUAAUAUAAUGAUUAUUAUGAUUAUUAUUAUCAUUAUUAUUCAGUGUGUUAACAGCGUUUUCUGUUCCUUCGGUUUGUGAAUAAACUUAAAAGCCAAGUUAAAAGUUUUAUCAUCAUUUAAAUUACAUUUUCUUUUUUGCUAAUUACCAGAUU